AUGUGUAAAAAACUUAAUUCAGGGCAUUUCUUAGUCUGCUACAUGUGCGACAGUUUUGGAGAGAAUAACUGUUUUGAUACGACCUGCAUUGGUACAGCUUGCAUUAAACGUCUCGCCCUUGUUGAUGGAAUAAUUAGAGUACAAAAAAUGUGCCAACAAACGAGUGAACCGUUUCUAGACCACUGUGAAAGAAGUGUUCUCUGGAAAGAUGGCAUCGGUACCGAAUGCGUUUGCCAAAAAGAUUAUUGCAACAAUACCAGCAAGUCACAUCGAAACAACUUGCUAACUGCACUCAUUUUUAUUAUUAACUAUUUAAUUUAA
Molecule: messenger RNA, 321 nt
Organism: Thelazia callipaeda (thelaziosis nematode)
Lineage: Eukaryota; Metazoa; Nematoda; Chromadorea; Rhabditida; Thelaziidae
Source: the annotation of a GenBank genome assembly